UACUCUUUAUUUUAUGUUAAAUGUUUUAUUCAAUUUUAGUACUGUUAACUUAUUUUUUUGUUUGUUGAUGCAACCAUUCUAGUUGGGAUUUAGUUAGCAACCAGACCUGGUUGACUAGUUCGUAACUAUAUGAGUGACACCUAACCAAGUUCCAUUAAUUUACCAUGAGAUAAAUAGAAAUACUAUUAGGAGAACCUCUUCACUGCAAUGUAUCCAGACAGAUGUUGAGCCAGAAUUGAAUUUUUCAAGUGUGAAUAAGAAAAUCUGUGGGCUCUGCUAUUUGAAUUUUGGUAUGUACUAUGAUUGGUAGAGGAAUUUCUCAUGAUUGUUGCAAAAGUAAAGCUGUUAACAAUAUAAUUGAUAUUAGUGAAUCGCUUGGAUAUAAAGGUGCAGAGCUUCUGGAUUGUUAAAACGUAAAAUGGAAUGUGAAAACAUUGUAAGUGGAGAGCAGUUCGUUUUGUCUACUGGUGGAAAUCUUCUUUCUGUUACAGUUGGAGUAAAUGAAAAUAAGUCGAAAAGAAAGAAAGUAAAUCAAGUUUCAUUCCAAACUAUUAUGGAGUUAUCGAAUGUAUUAGAACUCUCUAAGAACAAAACUAAAAAACUGUGUUCUACUUUACACAGUAAUCUAACUGGUGUAGAAUCAAACAUUAAUAUUAAAAUGACUGAAUUACAGGAUACUCUAGAAACUUUAUAUGAAUGUAAAACUGAAGAAUUCCUUGACGGUGAUGAAAUAGUUGUUAGAGAUAUAGUUUAUGUCAAGAAUACAACUGAAUUUAUCAAAUUUAUAAUUGAUGAAAGAGGUAUUGAUAUCCCUAAUGCAAUAGCAAGAAUAUCUAUAGAUGGUGGUCAAAACUUCCUUAAAGUUAUUAUUAAUGUUUUUGAUCCAAAAAAUCAUUAUUCUUCAUCCGAAAUGUAUGAAGAUUCUGGUGUGAAACGUUGUUUUAUCCUUGCUAUUGUGGAGAUGGUUUCAGAGGAUAAUGGCAAUCUCCAAAAAUUAUUGGAACCUUUGAAACUCGAAGAAGUAGAUUUUAGUUUAGCAUUUGAUUUAAAAUGUGCAAACAGUGUUUUUGGACUUUCAAGUCAUUCUGGCAAAUAUGCUUGUCUUUAUUGUGAAGGAGAAUGCUCCCUCAAAGCAGGGAAACUAAGAACAUUGGGUUCCAUAGACUUAUGUUAUGAUCAAUAUGUAUGUGAAGGAAAAAAAAGACUAAAAAUGCAGGAUUACAAAAAUGUUAUAAAUCCUCGUUUAAUAUACUUAAAAGAAAAUCAAGAAACAAUUCUUGAACACAUUGUUCCUCCUCCUGAGCUCCAUAUUAUGAUGGGAGUCGUGGAUAAACUUUGUACUAUGCUUUUAUGCGUUUGGCCACCUUUUCAGAAUUGGUUAAAAACACAUUACAUAUUAAUGAUAGGAUACCAUGGAGUAGGUUUAGAUGGAAACAAUGCUAAUAAAUUUAUGUCCUUGUUAGAUGUUUUGGAGAGGGAUGUUACCUUAACUGCAACGAUUGAUAUUUUACCAAUAAUUAAUUGUUUGCGUAAGUUUUUAUUAGUAAAAUCAGCAGUGUUUGGUUUAGAAAUGGGUGCAGAUAUUUCUGCUAAAAUCGAAGACUUCAAAUGUUUUUUUUCAAGUCUUAUUAUAUGCAAAAUCAAGUCUAUAUAUCAAGUAUAUAUAUCAAGUCUUAUUAUAUGCAAAAAAUAUUUUUGACUGGAAAAUACAUAUUUUAGUGUGUCAUAUUCUUCCCUUUAUAGAACACAAUAAUAUUAGCUUAGGAAACUAUGCAGAACAAUGUGGUGAAGCUGUUCACCACAAAUUUAAAAAAACUUGGGUGAACUAUAAAAGAACUAUAAGUCACAAAAGUUAUGGAAAAAAGCUAAAAUCUGCUGAAGUUAAUUUUAAUUUAAAUAAUCAGUAGCAUUAAUAUAAUAUGUGUUAUAUAUUUAUUUGUUA
Molecule: messenger RNA, 1942 nt
Organism: Hydra vulgaris (swiftwater hydra)
Lineage: Eukaryota; Metazoa; Cnidaria; Hydrozoa; Anthoathecata; Hydridae
Source: RefSeq, a predicted model, not a curated record